This is a messenger RNA of Lacerta agilis (Sand lizard), 7324 nucleotides long. RefSeq names its product mitogen-activated protein kinase kinase kinase kinase 4 (gene MAP4K4). The record is from RefSeq and is a predicted model, not a curated record. Gene Ontology annotation, biological process: protein phosphorylation. NCBI's taxonomy places the organism in Eukaryota, Metazoa, Chordata, Lepidosauria, Squamata, Lacertidae. Gene Ontology annotation, molecular function: ATP binding; protein kinase activity. Bases 126 to 4256 code for a protein of 1376 amino acids. The transcript is spliced from 33 exons.
GUUGGGGGGGGGUAGGAAGGAAGGGGCGGCGCUUUCUCCUCUCCUUCACCCUGGCGUGCUAGCAGGCUUGCCGUCUUUUGUUAAUAGAAAGAAAGAAAAAUUAUUUAAUAGAACCGACGGGGAAAAUGGCGAACGACUCUCCUGCGAAAAGUCUGGGGGAGAUAGACCUCUCCUCCUUACGGGACCCUGCUGGGAUUUUUGAGCUGGUGGAAGUGGUUGGAAAUGGCACAUAUGGUCAAGUUUAUAAGGGUCGACAUGUCAAGACAGGCCAACUUGCAGCUAUCAAGGUCAUGGAUGUUACUGAGGAUGAAGAAGAAGAAAUCAAGCUGGAGAUAAACAUGCUGAAGAAAUAUUCCCAUCAUAGAAAUAUUGCAACUUACUACGGUGCUUUUAUUAAGAAAAGUCCUCCAGGACAUGACGACCAACUAUGGCUUGUCAUGGAGUUUUGUGGUGCAGGCUCUAUUACAGACCUUGUGAAGAAUACGAAAGGAAAUACUUUGAAGGAGGACUGGAUAGCCUACAUCUCCAGAGAAAUUCUUAGGGGAUUGGCGCAUCUCCACGCCCACCAUGUGAUUCAUCGGGAUAUCAAAGGGCAGAAUGUAUUGCUAACAGAAAAUGCAGAGGUGAAACUGGUGGACUUUGGUGUUAGUGCUCAGCUGGACAGGACAGUCGGUAGAAGAAAUACCUUUAUUGGCACGCCUUACUGGAUGGCCCCGGAAGUUAUUGCCUGUGAUGAAAACCCGGAUGCUACAUAUGACUACAGAAGUGACCUUUGGUCAUGUGGCAUUACAGCUAUUGAGAUGGCAGAAGGUGCUCCCCCUCUCUGCGACAUGCAUCCAAUGCGAGCCCUGUUUCUUAUUCCUAGAAAUCCUCCUCCACGGCUAAAAUCUAAGAAAUGGUCAAAAAAGUUCUUUAGUUUUAUAGAGGGCUGUUUAGUGAAGAACUAUAUGCAACGACCUUCUACAGAGCAGCUUUUAAAACAUCCAUUUAUACGCGAUCAGCCAAAUGAAAGGCAAGUCCGAAUCCAGCUUAAAGAUCACAUAGACAGAACCAAGAAGAAGAGAGGCGAAAAGGAUGAAACUGAAUAUGAAUAUAGUGGAAGUGAAGAAGAGGAAGAGGAAGUGCCUGAACAAGAAGGAGAGCCAAGUUCUAUUGUUAAUGUGCCUGGAGAAUCUACCCUCAGACGUGAUUUCCUGAGAUUGCAGCAGGAAAACAAGGAACGUUCUGAAGCUCUUCGGAGACAACAGCUGCUACAGGAACAGCAGCUCCGAGAGCAAGAGGAAUACAAGCGACAGCUGCUGGCAGAGAGACAAAAGCGCAUUGAACAGCAGAAAGAGCAGAGGAGGAGACUAGAGGAGCAACAAAGAAGAGAAAGGGAAGCUCGGAGGCAGCAAGAGCGGGAGCAAAGAAGGAGAGAGCAGGAGGAGAAGAAACGAAUGGAGGAAAUGGAAAAGAGGCGCAAGGAAGAAGAGGAGAGAAGGAGAGCAGAGGAGGAAAAGAGGAGAGUAGAAAGAGAGCAGGAGUAUAUCAGGCGACAGCUAGAAGAGGAGCAGCGGCACUUGGAAAUUCUUCAGCAGCAGCUGCUCCAGGAGCAGGCCAUGUUACUGGAAUACAGAUGGCGGGAAAUGGAAGAGCACCGGCAAGCAGAGAGGCUGCAGCGCCAGUUGCAACAGGAGCAGGCGUAUCUCUUGUCACUUCAGCAUGACCAUAGGCGGCAGCAGCAGCAGCAGCAACAAGAAAGGAAUAAACAAAAUUAUCAUACUCCUGAGCCUAAAUCCCAUUAUGAGCCUUCUGAAAGACCACGGGAGGUUGACGAUAGAUAUAGGAAAAAUAACCAGGGCUCCCCUGAAGCACAGUCUAAACAGACGAGCAAAGUGUUGGAGCCACCAGUGCCUUCAAGAUCAGAGUCCUUUUCAAAUGGAAAUUCCGAGCCUGUUCAGCCUUCACUGCAAAAGCCAAUGGAACCACAGGUACAGUGGUCCCACCUGGCAUCUCUCAAGAACAAUGUUUCCCCUGUCUCGCGGUCCCAUUCCUUCAGUGACCCUUCUCCCAAAUUUGCACAUCACCAUCUUCGCUCUCAGGACCCAAAUCCACCUUCACGCAGUGAAGUGCUAAAUCAGAGUUCUGACUCUAAGUCUGAGGUACCCGACCCCACCCAAAAGGCCUGGGCUAGAUCAGACAGUGACGAGGUGCCUCCAAGGGUACCUGUGAGAACAACAUCCAGAUCACCUGUGUUAUCUCGCCGAGAUUCGCCGCUGCAGGGCAGUGGACAGCAAAACAACCAAGCAGGUCAAAGAAAUUCCACAAGCAAUAUAGAGCCUCGCCUGCUCUGGGAAAGAGUGGAGAAGCUGGUGCCAAGACCCGGGAGUGGAAGUUCCUCUGGUUCCAGCAAUUCCAGUUCACAGCCCGGGUCGCAUCCUGGGUCCCAGAGCGGAUCGGGAGAGAGAUUCCGAAUGAGAUCAUCAUCAAAAUCUGAAGGUUCACCAUCGCAACGUAGUGAAAAUGCAACAAAAAAACCAGAAGAGAAGAAGGAAGCUUUCAGACCUAGCAAACCUGUGGGAGAAGUGAAUUUAACUGAUUUGGCGAAGGAAUUACGAGCAGUCGAGGAUGUGCGGCCUCCACAUAAAGUGACUGAUUAUUCAUCAUCCAGUGAAGAGUCGGGAACAACUGAUGAAGACGAUGAUGACAUAGAGCAGGAAGGAGUUGAUGAAUCUACUUCGGGACCAGAAGAUGCUAGAGCAGUAUCCACUCUAAACCUGAGCAAUGGGGAAACAGAGUCCGUGAAAACUAUGAUUGUGCACGACGACGUGGAGAGUGAACCUGCAAUGACUCCUUCCAAGGAGGGCACUUUAAUUGUCCGACAGAGUACAGUUGACACAAAGCGUGCCAGCCAUCAUGAGAGCAAUGGCUUUGCCGGUCGCAUUCACCUCUUGCCAGAUCUCUUACAGCAAAGCCAUUCCUCCUCCACUUCCUCCACCUCUUCCUCCCCAUCCUCCAGCCAGCCGACACCCACCAUGUCCCCACAGACACCCCAGGACAAGCUAACUACUAAUGAGACUCAGUCCGCUAGUAACACACUGCAGAAACACAAAUCUACCUCCUUUACACCUUUUAUAGACCCUAGAUUACUACAGAUAUCUCCAUCUAGUGGAACAACUGUGACUUCUGUUGUAGGAUUCUCUAGUGAAGCAAUGAGGUCAGAGGCAAUAAGGCAAGAUCCAACCAGGAAAGGAUCAGUUGUUAAUGUGAACCCUACAAAUACACGGCCACAAAGCGACACCCCAGAAAUCCGCAAAUACAAGAAGAGAUUCAAUUCUGAGAUCUUAUGUGCUGCCUUAUGGGGGGUGAAUUUGUUAGUGGGUACAGAGAGUGGUCUGAUGCUGUUGGACAGGAGUGGCCAAGGGAAAGUGUAUCCAUUAAUAAACCGAAGAAGAUUCCAGCAAAUGGAUGUACUUGAAGGUCUAAACGUCUUGGUGACAAUAUCGGGUAAGAAAAACAAAUUGAGAGUGUAUUAUCUGUCAUGGUUAAGAAACAAAAUUCUUCACAAUGACCCUGAGGUGGAAAAGAAACAAGGCUGGACAACUGUAGGUGACUUGGAAGGCUGUGUACACUAUAAAGUUGUGAAGUAUGAAAGAAUCAAAUUCUUAGUAAUUGCUUUGAAGAGUUCAGUAGAGGUCUAUGCUUGGGCACCAAAACCAUACCACAAAUUUAUGGCAUUUAAGUCAUUUGGAGAUUUGGUACAUAAGCCAUUAUUAGUGGAUCUUACUGUGGAAGAAGGUCAGAGGCUGAAGGUGAUCUAUGGCUCCUGUGCUGGAUUUCAUGCUGUGGAUGUAGACUCUGGAUCAGUGUAUGAUAUUUAUCUCCCAACUCAUAUCCAGAGUAGUAUCCAACCCCAUGCAAUCAUCAUUUUGCCAAACACAGAUGGGAUGGAGCUGCUUGUUUGCUAUGAAGAUGAAGGAGUCUAUGUUAAUACAUAUGGAAGGAUCACCAAAGAUGUGGUUCUGCAGUGGGGAGAAAUGCCAACAUCAGUGGCAUAUAUUCGAUCCAAUCAGAUCAUGGGCUGGGGAGAAAAAGCUAUUGAGAUACGAUCAGUGGAAACAGGACACUUGGAUGGUGUAUUUAUGCACAAGAGGGCACAAAGACUGAAGUUUCUAUGUGAACGCAAUGACAAGGUUUUCUUUGCAUCUGUACGGUCCGGAGGAAGCAGCCAAGUUUAUUUCAUGACCUUAGGCAGGACUUCUCUUCUGAGCUGGUAGAAGCUAUUGUAGUUGUGACAAGGGAUCGCUGUCAUCCGGAGUCUUCAUAACUUGGAACCAUUUGCAACUGGAGAACAGACCUGACGUGACGUAGGGCCACAUGCCAUUGCGUGUGGAGGCAUCACCGAUGUUGGGUUCUUUUUGUUUUAAAAUUGAGGCUGCGGUAUGCAGCUGGUGCUGUAAAGAUAUUGCCAUUGGGUGCUAUCUGUUUUGGGAUCCCACUAGAGGAAAAAUCAGGUCUCCCUCUCCUUUUCCUCCUUCCCCUCCUGCAGAUUGCCUAGUGAGAAAGAAAGAAAGAGACGGAUCAGAAGCAAGUUUUUUGAAAGGAGGCAGGCAUGAGAAGGUGGCUGGAGGGUGUUGUAGGUGGAGUCAGUGUUGCUGAAGCAGAGAGCAAAUCUAAUAUAGUAAUAUUAACAAUGUAUUUAAUUGACAUUUCUUUUUUUUCUUUUGUAAUGUGACAAUAUGUGGGCAAAGAGGAAGAUGCAGGUUUUAAAAUUAAUAUUUAUAAAAUGUGAAAGGCACAGUGGUUUGGGGGGAGAUAGGGUGACUUUUUUUAAGUUUUGGCUUGGCCAAGAGUUCAGUCAUUUUUUUUUUCUAUGUACCGAGUUUUGCCUAAAAACCACACGUGGAUGAUUUUUUAAAUAAAUAAAUAGAAUUGUUCAUUUUUCUAUAACGACUCUUCAUUAGGCUAGAACUUGGUAAUGUCAGUGUUAGCACUGCCUCAGUUAAAGGUUUAAUUUUUGUUUAAACCUGAAAUGUGCAACAACUUUUACUACCAGUCUGCGCAUGUAGCCUUUGGGGAAAAAAAAAAAUUCCAAACAUGUUUAUUUUUGUGCCUACCUCAUUGUUUCUAAUGCAUACAGUAAAAGAGGUGGUUUAGGUUUCUACUUUUUUUUUUAGGAGAACAAAUAUUAAUGUCCAAUUAUUGAUAAUACCAAAACUAGCAGGUUAAAGGUUUGACUGUUAAUUUUGUAUUGGGUUUCAGCAGAAGAGACAAGCAAUUAUUUGAGAUGGUUGAUAGAUUCGUAGCAGUGAUACAGCAAACUAAGUAGUCCAUUUCUUAAAUUUUGAAAGCAAACUUUUCACUUUAUUUUUUACCGAUUUUAUCAUGAAUAGAAGUUUUAAGGAAUUCAGCCUAAAAUUCAGAAGGUUUUACUCCUAACAUGUGGGGUUUAGUAACAGGCAAGUAACAAUAGCUAGGCUAGUUCUAUAACUUGUUAAAUGUUGUAGGAAACUUGGGGAAGUGAUGUUUUCCUUUUCUAAGAAUGCAAUGCACUAAAACUAUUUUAAGAAUGUAGUUAAUACAGCUUAUUCAUUUUUUUUUCUUUUUUUAAAACAGCAUAUACUUGUGUUUUAAUGUAACAUCCAACUCUUGGCUCUUUCCCUCAUUUGUCCCACUUUUUUAAAGGGAAAAAAACCCCUCAGUUUUGUUUUAUCAGUAAGUUUUUGGCCUUCGUAAUAAAUGUCUCAAGACUAAUAAUUUGUUUAAAGGCUACAUGUGUUUAUUACUUGAGAAAACUUGAGUGUGUAUUAUCUGUUGGUGAUGUAAUAAUGCACAGUGUCAUUAUUCGAUCGUUAUGGGGUUGGUUUUUUUUAAGGGAUUAAAAAAUAAAAAACUCUUAUGGGGUACUUUUGUUGACAGCUGCCUUAAGUUCACUGUUCAGCCAGUGAACUGGAGUCCAGUGUUUCAUGGGCUAUGUCUUCUGCUGUGGUUACCUUUUUCAUGGCAUGACAGGUGUAGAGAUUUAAAUGUGAUUCUUCGAUCGAGACGCUUCAAUAGUUCAAAUGAGAUUUGUCACACAACUUGCUUUGUGUCGAACAGUACCAAUUGGGUGAACCUGCUGCUCCAUAAGCCAUUCUUUUGGAAUCAAGACUGCUGUUCCUUUCUUUGACCAACUUAUUUUUCUUUACUAAGGGCUUUCUUUGCAAGAUCAGGAAGUCCCCCCCUCUCCCCAAAAAAGGAGUAAAUAGCAGAAAACACACAGAUAAUUGUUGGCAGAAAAAACCUUUUGAAGUCUCUCCUGUUUGAGGCGGGUGGGGAAUGGUUUGGCUUUUGCAUAGCACCGAACAUCAGAGCUCAUGCUAGACGUGGCUUUCAGUUCUCACUGUACCUGUUGUGAAACAGGUGAAAGUAGCAGCUCUGCUUUGAACAGCAAGGGAUUAAUGGGACUCAGAAGACCAAUGCAGACAGAGGCAAUAGGGGUAUCUCUCGCGUGGCACUGUAGCAUAUUCUCCUGGUUGACCAGACGCCCCAAAGGAAAAUAUUUAAAUGGCAUGGUGUGGUUAAAAACUGGUUUAAUCCUUGACCUCUCUUCUCAUGCCACCUUGCUAUCUAUAUAUAUUUUAAAGAAGACUACUGUUAAAUGUAGGAAUGUUGUAAUAUGGAGGAAUUCUCCCUGGUCAAUAUGCUGAUGAAAUCCUGUACAACAAAAUAGGAGGGUAGGGGUUGGGUGGGGAGCAUGACUUGUUCAGUGGGGCAGCCGUCUUGCUGCCCCCGAACCCCACACAAAGGCCAGGGUGGCUGACUUGACAAGUCAAAUCAGUAUUACGAAACCACUACAUAAAAAAAUGUUGAAAUCCAUUUUUAAAGCAGUGCUGUUGGUGAAGCAUAAAAAUACUCCUAGUUUAGUUUUAAGCUUUAAGUAAUAACUUUCUGUAUCUUAAGUCAAAGUAAUUCUAACUGUAUGACUGCAGUGGCUUUAUUUUUUAUUGUAUGCACAUGUUAUGUUGGAGAAAAUGUUUACAAAAAUGGUUUUGUUACACUAAUGUGCAUCACAUAUUUAUGGUUUAUUUCGAAGUGAUUUUGUGGGGUUUAGGUUUUCAUAGUAGUAGCAGUACACACUUUUGUGAUUUUUUUUAAAAAAAAUAACCCCAAACUCUGCCAACUAUAAAGAUGCUUAAACAAUAAUAAAAAUGACAAAAAUUACUAAUUGUAGAGCUGCAAAGCAGACUGGUGGCAAUGAAACACUCAGCCUUUUUGCAGUGCUGUCUAAUUUGUCUUUUGUGUAUUAUAAAAUACUGUCCCCCUCUCCCCAGUUUUCCUUAAAUAAAGAAAAAAAUGACACCUA